Molecule: messenger RNA, 1080 nt
Organism: Pelagomonas calceolata
Lineage: Eukaryota; Pelagophyceae; Pelagomonadales; Pelagomonadaceae
Source: the annotation of a GenBank genome assembly
AUGCGCCGCUACUCCGGCUUCGAGCAUGAGCGCGUUUUGUUGUAUCACAGCCGCAUGCAGCACAUCGUCGGGCACUGCGACCCGACGCCCGAAAUCAAGUCGACGCGCCAGAGCGGCGACCCGCUGGCUGCGCUGGACGGCCAGAAGCCAAAGCCCCCGGUCUGGACGCUCUGCUCGCCCAAGUACAAGUUCAAACGGGCAGCUUCAUUAGUUGCCGCGCAGCAACGACAGCGGCCGUCGAGCGCGCCAGCAAGACGGACGACGGCCUUCGGCACGCUCGUCGCACCAUCAUCGCCAGCCAGAAGGCCGGGCUUGCAGAUGGCGGACGUCGCCCAGCACGCGCAGCUGCGCAAAGAGCAGCGCAAGGAGCAGAUGGCGCGGCAGUUCGCCCAGGCCGUCUCGAAGAAGUCGGUGCACGCAGUGGCCAAGCGCCUGGCCUUUGCGCAGGUGCAGAAGGUCGAGCGGCAGAAGGCGUUCACGCACAAGUUCGUGCAGAAGCAACAUCGGAAGAUGGAGGCUGCGAAGCCGCCGCAGUGGGUGCGCAAAUUUCAAUGUGGCGUCUGGUUUUGGGUCGACCAGAAUACGGGCGAGGCACGCGCGGCGCCGCCGCCUGAAAUCAAAGAAGACGAAGCGUCGAGCGUCGGCCUGUGCAAGAAAUGGCACGCGGAGGAGCGUCAUCGUAACUCUACACGCCGCAGAAUCCGCAAGUACUUCGACGACGAGACGCUGGGCGGCCUGGACGAUGACGCGUCGGUGGACUCGACGAUCCCGCUGGGCACGGGCUACGUGGCCUACGAGCCGUCGCCCUACGAGGAGCUGUGCGCGUUGCUCGACCAGGGCAAGCUGCCGCGGCCGAAGAGCGCUCCGGCGGGCGGUCGCCGGCCGGCGGUCGCAGACGCUACGGCCAAGACACGGGGCGAGACCCGGACCAAGGCGCGGAGCGAGAGCCGGACGAAGGCGCGGGCCGAGAGUCGGACCAAGGCGCGGGCCGAGACCCGGACGGUGCUGGGGGUCACUCCGCGGAGGCAGCGCUUACUCGAGGAUGCGGCCGCGUCCGGCCGCCUCUCGCCAUCGCGGUGA